UAGCGUUGAACAGACGAAGCUUUAUAAACUCGUUGUGUGUUGUUUGGCGGAUUGGUUCCAAAUUCGCGUCUUCGAGAUAAAUUAAAUAAAUAAAUUUAAAUCGUCAUGCCGCCGUAUGGAACUAAAGAUUUUGAAAAUUCUGGAUCUGAAGAUGAGAAAUCUUCAGAAAGUGAUUCUGACAGUAGUGCGGGUAGCGGUUCAGAAAGCAAGUCAGAGGCAGGGUCUGUACGUAGCGGACAAUCAGCAGCUUCUAAAUCUGGAUCAGCAAGCUCCUCUAGAUCUGCCGACAGUCCAGUGCAAGCUCGGAGCAGGAGUCUAAGUGCUGAAAGUGCAUCUGGUAGUGAUGACAAUGGAGAUGGAGAUUUGGUUCUAGACGAAAGAAAGAGCAGAAGUCAAAGCCGAAGCAAAAGUAGAAGCAAAAGCAAAAGCAGAAGUAGAAGCAAGAGUAGAAGCAAGAGUAGAAGCAAGAGUAGAAGCAAGAGUAGAAGCAAGAGUAGAAGCAAGAGUAGAAGCAAGAGUAGAAGCAAGAGUAGAAGCAGGAGUUCAUCCAGCUCCAGUUCUGCUAGUGCAGCCAGCCACCAUUCUGGAGAAGAAAAGGGUGGAAAAGACACAGCACCAUCAUCCCCAGCACAGGAAGAUACCAAAAAGAAGACGAAACGUAUCGUUGAUAGCGAUGCCGAUUCGUCUUCGGACUCUGACGCUGGAGAGAAAGGAAGAACAUCGGCAGUGGCUAGCCCAACGGCCGAAGCUCUUUUCGGGGAAAAUGUAGAUAUGUCCUCAGAGGAUGACGAUGAUGACGAAGGCGCCAAACCCACACAAAAGCUCCCUGAGAAGGCCGGCAGUGAUGCUGACCAGCACAGCAAUGCCGAUCGCAGAUCUCCUGAUGAAAUGGAUCAAGACGACGCUUUUGGUGGUCGUGAUAAUGAAAAGGAGAAGGAACCAGAAGAGCCAGUUCCGGAGACGAGAAUCGAGCACGAGUUGCCUUACAUCCGAGCCGAUGUAGGCAAAGAAUUUCACUUUGUCAAAUUACCCAAUUUCUUAUCGGUUGAACCACGACCGUACGAUCCGGAAACUUACGAAGACGAGCUGGAGGAAGAAGAAACUCUGGACGAGGAAGGUCGAGCCCGUCUCAAACUGAAAGUUGAAAACACAAUUAGAUGGCGAACUGCUUUUGACAAAGACGGAAACGCCUUCAAGCAAAGCAAUGCCCGGAUGGUUAAAUGGUCUGACGGCUCACUUUCGCUCCAUCUUGGUUCUGAAAUUUUCGAUGUUUAUCGUCAACCACUUCAGGGAGAUCACAACCAUCUAUUCAUUCGCCAAGGUACCGGUCUUCAAGGGCAGGCGGUAUUCCGCACCAAGCUGACUUUCCGUCCUCAUUCCACCGAUUCGUUCACCCAUCGAAAGAUGACCAAAUCGCUUGCCGAACGUUCUACAAAGACAUCCGCCAUUAAAAUCAUCGGUGCAGUUGGUGCAGAUCCUGAAGCUAACCGUGGAGAAAAGAUUAAGAAAGAGGAGGAACGUUUACGAGCCUCAGUAAGACGCGAGUCUAAACAGAAGCGUAUCCGUGAACGGACAGCCACCGGCCGUGGUAUGAGUGGUGGAUACUUGGAGCCCGAUCGUGAGGGAUACGAAGAUUCAGAAGACGAAGGUGGAAUCUCCUUGACAGCUAUAAAGAAGCAGUUCAAACGAGGAGGACCUCGAGACGCUUCGCAUCAAAGGCCACCGAUCUAUUCCUCUGAAGAAGAUGCGUCAGAUAUUGAAGAUCGCAAGGCAAAGAAACUUGAGCGUGCCAAAGCACUGCCAGAUGACGAUGACAAUGAAUCCAAUGACGACGCGGGAGGCAGACAUCAUCAUGUUACCGUCACUGUGGGCGCUUGCCUGGAAGCAGUGUCUUCAAAAGGUACGGCUGUAUCGUAUCCUCCUUUACUUUGCAUGUGGUUUUGCAAGGCUACCAGAUGCCUCGUACCCAUGGCCACAUCGCUUGAGCCUAUGCUUUCCAUUCGUGUCGGUAUUCCUGCUACGGCCGUGUAUGUCACAACUCAAGAAGGACUCUGGGGUACACAGGAGGAAACCUUCUUGUUUUACAAGAACGUCGAGGAAAUCCUGCCCGGAAAAGAAACUGUCAUCUCUAAAGAUCAGGAAGAUAAACUGACGGCAGUUUUAGAGAAGAUGAGAGUCUGGUCAGACCCAAAUCAUGUCCCGCUCGUUGUCAGAUGGAAUAAUGGUGUUAUUAAAGCAGUGGCAUUUCUUGACUCAUUACCAGAAGAAGCCAAGAAGCUCCUGAAUUGAACAGUGUUUCAUAUGAAGCUGUAUUUUGUAAAUUAUGGUUUGUCAACUAGGAAUAAAGCUAUAGUAAAAACUUGA
Daphnia magna is the source of this 2364-nucleotide messenger RNA. RefSeq names its product another transcription unit protein (gene Atu). NCBI's taxonomy places the organism in Eukaryota, Metazoa, Arthropoda, Branchiopoda, Diplostraca, Daphniidae. Gene Ontology annotation, biological process: transcription elongation by RNA polymerase II; positive regulation of transcription elongation by RNA polymerase II. Gene Ontology annotation, cellular component: nucleus; Cdc73/Paf1 complex. The transcript is spliced from 10 exons. Bases 106 to 2289 code for a protein of 727 amino acids. Gene Ontology annotation, molecular function: RNA polymerase II C-terminal domain phosphoserine binding. The record is from RefSeq and is a predicted model, not a curated record.